Alligator mississippiensis (American alligator) is the source of this 4958-nucleotide messenger RNA. RefSeq lists its product as uncharacterized. Gene Ontology annotation, cellular component: canonical inflammasome complex. The transcript is spliced from 26 exons. Gene Ontology annotation, biological process: regulation of apoptotic process; innate immune response; inflammatory response. The coding region runs from base 133 to 4482 and encodes 1449 amino acids. NCBI's taxonomy places the organism in Eukaryota, Metazoa, Chordata, Crocodylia, Alligatoridae. The record is from RefSeq and is a predicted model, not a curated record.
UCGCAGCCCACGCUUCUCGCCAAACGGUUUUCCUGUAACAGGUCAGAGGCCGAACAAGCAGCCCCUCUGCUCUGCUCUGCUCUGCUCUGCUCCGCGCCGGGGCGUUGGUGAGGGUUUGCCGGAGGUAGCGUUAUGGGGAGCCCAACGAGAGAAGCCCUGCGGCAGGUCCUGGGCGAACUGAGACAUGAGGAGCUCUGGGCACUGAAGCAGGGGCUGGAGGAAACCCCGCUGCAGGAGGGCUCCGAGCCGCUUCCCCGGGAGAGACUCUGGGGCGCGGAGCCGGCAGCACUCGCUGACCUGCUGCUCAACAGGUGUGGAGAGCGCGGCAGCCUGCGGGUGGCUGUCCGGGCUCUGCGGACCAUGGGCCGGGGAGACCUGGCAGAGAGACUCAUGGACACGCCGGGAGCCGGUGCCAAUUUUGUUGAUUAUCACCGGGAGCAGCUCAUUAAACAAGUCUCCUCAUUGAUAUGCAUCCGGAAUUUGCUGUAUAAGAAAGCCCUGGACCGUGAGCAAUAUGAGAGCAUCCUGGCUGAGACAAGCGACAAAGGCAGGAUGAGGAAGCUGUUUGAGCUGGUGUCGAGCUGGGACAUGUGGCGCAAGGACCAGCUGUACCAGGCAUUGAAGGCAACAAACAGCUGCGUCAUCGAGGAGCUAGAGGGAAAACUGGGCAUUUUGCAAGUAGCUCCCUCAGGGGAAGAGGAGGAAGAGGAGGAAAAGGAGGAGGAUCCAGGCACAAGGUACAAGAAUAUGCUUCAGAAAGGGGAACAUUUUGUGGAUAGGCAUCAAGAACAGCUGAUUCAGCAGGUCUCUUCAGUGGACACAGUCCUGGGUCAGCUCUGUGAGUGUGCGCUGAGCACUGAGCAAUACCAGAGCAUCAUGGUAGCAAAGACCACCAGGGACAGAAUGCAGAAGCUGUACGAGCUGGUGCCGAGCUGGGACACACACUACAAGGACCUGUUCUACAAGGUGCUGAAGGAAACAAACCAAGACCUCAUUGAACAUCUUGAAGGAGAACACACUGUUGAGAAGUACAGAAAGAUGCUGAUCGCAAAAACUCGCAAAGUGGAUAGAGUCCUAGGCCUGCUCUCUGUAGCUGUGCUGGACAUUGAGCAAUACCAGAGCAUCAUGGCAGAGAAAACUGACAGAGGAAGAAUGGAGAAGCUGUUUGAUUUGGUGCCUCAGUGGAAGAACACAAGAUACAAAGACGAGCUCCUCUGGGCAAUAAAAGCAACUCAAUUCUUAAACUGCUCAGACAUUACAGUUCACCCAGCAGAACUUUUUAUCGAUUGGAACCGUGAGGAGCUGAUUCAGCGAGUGUCCUCCAUGGACACGGUCCUGGACCUGCUCUACCAGGAUGGGCUUCCCACUGAGCAAUAUGAGAGCAUCAUGGCUGAGAAGACCGACCAGGAGAGACUGUGCAGGUUGUACCAGCUGGUGCCAAACUGGGACAUAUGGAGCAAGGUCCGGCUGUACUACACUCUGAAAGCAACUAACCGGUUCUUCACUGAAGAACUCAAAGGAUCCUGUACCAUUAGGCAGUGGCCAAAGGUUCCUACAUCAAGAAUUAAAGUUUUAUCAAAGAAACAUUUUGUUGAUCAGCACAAAGAACAACUGAUCCAGCAAGUGUCCUCAGUAGACAAAGUCCUGGGUCUGCUGUCCAUUGAUGUGCUGAGCCCUGACGAAUACCAGUUCAUCAUGGCAGAGGGGACUGACAGGGAGAGGAUGCAGAAGCUGUACAAGAUGGUGCUGAGGUGGAACACAGUGAGCAAGGACCAGCUGUACUGGGCCCUGAAGAAAACCAACCAAAACCUCAUCACAGAACUGCAGGGAACCUCCAAGCCAUCUGAGUUAUCUGGUUCCAGUCUCAGCCAAGACACAUUGGUGGCAGGAGGGAAACACAUUGUUGAGGAGUAUCAAUGGAAGCUGAUUGCAAGCACUCAUGCUGUGGAGAAAGUUGUGGCCCUGCUGUCUGCAGAUGUGCUGAACCCUGAGCAAUACUGGAGCAUCAUGGCAAGCAGAAGUGACCAGGAAAAAAUGUAUAAGCUGUAUGAGCUGGUACCUCUCUGGGACACAAGGCACAAGGAUGAACUCUUCUGGGCAGUGAAGGCAGCUGGACCUUUCCUACGAAGGCGUUGUGAUCUUUCUGAGUUAUUGGACCUUUACCCCUGGGAAGGAAAUGAAGAUCAAACAAGGGAAUUUUUUCUUGAUUGGAACCGUGAGGAGCUGAUUCAGCGAGUCUCCUCAGUGGACACAGUCAUGGACCUGCUCUACCAGGAUGUGCUGGACCCUGCACAAUACCACAGCAUCAUGGCCGAGGGGACCGACCAGGAGAGAAUGCGAAGGCUGUAUGCAUUGGUCCCACGCUGGGACACACGAAGCAAGGACCGGCUGUACUGGGCUCUGAAGGCAACUAACCGGUUUCUCUUCCCAGACCUAAAGGAAUCAACUUUCUCCUUGUCAUGGCUGUAUAGUUCCACAGCAAGCGCUUCAGGGAAACAUUUUAUUGACGAGUACCAAGAGCAGCUACUACACCGAGUCUCCUCAGUGGACGACGUCCUGCAUCUGCUCUCCAGGCAAGGUCUGGACCCAGCACAACUCCAGAGCAUCCAAGCUGAGAGAAACAACCAGGAGAGACUCCGGAAGCUGUUCAAGCUGGUGCCAACAUGGGACACAGAACAACAGCAUCGUCUGUAUUCGAUUUUCUGGGACACAAACCCUUUCCUCAUGGAAGAUCUUCAGGCUUUUCCAGAGGGUCGAUUUGAACAUUUCAUCAGGAGGCACCAAGAGGAGCUGAUUCAGCGAGUCUCCUUGUUGGCCGGAGCCCUGGGUCUGCUCUCUAUGGAUGUGCUGCACCCUGAGCAGUACCAGAGCAUCAUGGCAGAGGGAUCUGACCAGGACAGGAUGCGGAAGCUGUACGAGCUGGUGCCAACCUGGGGCACAAUGGGCAAGGACCAGCUGUACUGGGCCCUGAAGCAAACCAACCAGGAUCUCAUCACAGAACUGCUGGGUUCCUGGACUGGUUCAUCACACUCUUCCAUAUUGAAUCCACAAGAUGAGAUGAUGUUUCUUCUUCCCCUGUUCCUCAAAGGGUCUUCCGUGUCUCAGGGAUCAGAGCAAAGGACUUCAGUACUCGAGACCUUUCACUCUGCCUCACUUGUAUCAAGUCCCCUGAGUGGUUUAAUUCACCCUGAUGAAUGGGACUCACCAGCUGGGACAUCAUGGUUGCCUUGUCCCCACAUCUCCCCAGGAGACAAGAGCAAAGGAGAAGAGGCCCAUGUGGAAACCUGGGGACAAGAAAGCUGUAACCUGUGUGCCGGGGAAGAGGAGGCAACCCCAGAGGAAAUCAAACCAGAAGCCAUGCAGGGAGCAGCUGGGGACCUGGAGACAUACAGAGUUCAUCUCUCCCACUCAGGAUUAUUCUGUUGCUCUGAAACCAAGCUCUGGUUCAAGGUGAGAGCAGAAGUGACCAUCACAUACAAGUACAAUUCCUGGCGUCAGUGCCUGGCAGACGUGGAUCAGCAGCGAUGGAUGGUCGCCGGUCCUUUGUUCAGCAUCCAAGUGGAAACCCCUGGAGCUGUGGCAGCCAUUUACCUUCCACAUUUCCUGUGUCUUGGAGGGGGACAGAUCGACAGGACCCAGGUGCAGAUCGCACACUUUAUUGAUGGGGGCAUGACCCUGGAGAAGCCGACAAGGGUGGGGUCAUCCCAUGCCAUGCUGGAGAACCCCAGCUUCUCUGUAUUUGGAGUGCUUUGGAACUGGCUUUUGUCUAAGAUGGUACCUCGAAUCCAUGCUUUGGUGCUGCUGUAUUGGGCACAGAUAGCUCCCCAGACCACCCUGAACCUCUACCUGAUCCCCAAGGAUACUUCCAUUGUACAGGGCAUUGACAAGUGUGAAAAGGAGCACUCCUCAAUAAAACUGCAUAAACCCUCUCAAACCAGAAAGCCCUUGCAUAUUGGCUCCCAUUAUGCUGUGUCUAGCCCCUUUGGCCUUGAGAUAACACCUGAGGAUCUCCAGCUUCGCUACUGGGGCCCAGAGGAGGUGCAGCCAUUUGUACAAAUCCACACCAGUAGCAUGGAGGAGAAGCUGGAGCUCCAGGUGAAAGACGAAAGUAGCAAGGAAUUGGUGUGGAAGGGCAUUGUGAGACAAGAAGAAGUAGCACUCGCUGUAUCCUCCACACACAUGCUGACAAUGGUCAUCGGACGUGAAAAGACAAGAAGCCGACAGGAACAUUUGCAGAAAGCCUUGGAUGAGUUGCAGAAGGAUGAUUUGAAAAGAUUCAAGUCUACUCUUAACAACAUGACCCCACCAGAUGGGUAUGAUAAGAUCUCCAGGGGGAGGAUGGAGGAGGCAGACAGCCUGCGCAUGUGUGAGCUGCUGAUAGGGUACUACACCACAGACGGGGCUGUGGAGAUGACCAUUAAGGGUCUGAAGGAAAUCAACCAGCGAGAGCUGGCCAGGCAGCUGGAGGAGGCCACCACAUGAGUGCCUGGAGAAGUUCCCACAUCUUCCUUCCUGGCCAUGGCUUUUAUUGGACCUUAACCUGACUGUUGUAGUGUGCUCCAGUCUUGACUGUCCCUGGGACGUGUUUCUGUCUGCCAUGCCACGCUGUCCAGUGCAGCAGGGGCAGCACUCAAAAGCAUCAAAGGAACUCAGUGCCAAAGGAAAGGCUUCUCUCUCUCCUUCCUUUCUUUCCCUGCGUGAGAGCACAGCUGGGCACAGGACCCAUGAGUCCACACAAGGUGGCAUUGUGCCUUAGCCCUUGAGCUACCUUCUCCUUCUGACUGUGCUUACCAUGGAGGUCUGACCAGGUCACUCACCUUGUCUGGGUGCCUUCUGUUUCAAAGUCCUGGAGGAGCCAUGUACUGCUCAUUGCCUGAUGGUGAGAAGCAGCAGGAGCAUGAGUGUCCCACCUGCUCUUGAACUUGUUCCAAGGAUCUAAUAAACCAUCCCUUUACGUA